Ustilago hordei is the source of this 4986-nucleotide messenger RNA. RefSeq lists its product as uncharacterized. The transcript has a single exon. Gene Ontology annotation, cellular component: cytoplasm. Bases 1 to 4986 code for a protein of 1661 amino acids. The record is from RefSeq and is a predicted model, not a curated record. Gene Ontology annotation, molecular function: 5'-deoxynucleotidase activity. NCBI's taxonomy places the organism in Eukaryota, Fungi, Basidiomycota, Ustilaginomycetes, Ustilaginales, Ustilaginaceae.
AUGUCGUCCGCUUCCGCACCAGCUCAGGCAGACGCCUUCAUGAGCUCGGGAGCCUUGACUGACAACAUCUCAGGACUGUCCGCUGCUUUGGCACGAGAGUCGUCGUCUUCUUCUUCUUCUUCUUCUUCGAUACGAGAAUGGACAUGUCCUUGCCUCAACAUUCGACUCUCCCUAGCACCAGGCUCUGCACCAUCCUCAUCUAGCACAGGCAAUCGAUCACCCUGGCUUGCUGAGCUCUCCUCCAACAAUGCGAUUCAGAUCCAGUUCCCCUCGCUCACUUCCCGCGAAACGGUCAGCCUAGCUGAGAACACCAACAUCGCCUGUGCCAAGUGCUUGAACUGCGACACUGUUGUAUACGCUGCGAGCAAGCCCGCCCCACCUGCUCCUGCUCGUGCACUUGGUUUCAACGCUUCACCCUCGAACGCAGCUAAUGGCGCUACCGAAGCUUUGAAAGAAGCAGGAGGUCCAGUCAGUCCCACUUCGACGACGCAAUAUCGUUCACCAUCGCGAGAAUCGGCAUCUAAAGCAGAUAGGAACUUUUCACGCUCUAGCGAACCGCUUGUUCGACCAUUGGACCGCAAGGUCUGGAUGUUUCCAGACGCUUUGAGUCCAGAACAAGCUUCCAACGUUGCAGGCAGCAAUGCCUUCUCACCCGCUUUCAACGUACUGAUUCCUCGAGGCAGCGCAGGACCGCGCGAAGAAGUAUCUCGUGAUAGGUCCACUGAACCUGCUUAUGACAAUAUUCGUGAUGCGACUCCUACACGGCCCAGUGCUGGGAUAGGCAACCGCCGCUCGAGCUAUGCUUCCAACACCAGCAACCUCACCUACGUCCUGCCCCCCGUUCCACAGCAUCUUAUCACUUCUCCUCCCAGCUCUCCUCGUGUCGGCGCACCACCUUUUUACACAUCUGCCGCCCCACUAUCUCCUGGCAUUACUGCAUCGCCGGCACCUGUAUCAAACACGUCUUCGUCCAAUCCUAUCUUUCCUACCAACCCUCUAACAUCUCAGCUCGACUCGGUGGCUAUCGAGAGGCUCAAAGACAUGCGCUCCAAGGCCGAAGCGGAGGUGUUUGAGCUUGUUCGUCAAAAGCGACGCGAGAUGGAGCUGCUCGAGAAGCGUUUCAGGGAAGAGGCAGAAUCACUUCUAGCUGUGACUAAGGCGCCCAAGCAGAACAAGAGCAGCGCCACUAAGGGGUCCACUGCAUCGUUGAUCGAGAAGGCACUCAAGGAGCAGCACGACCAGCAGCAACAAUCAUCUGCGGCACAGCAAGCAGUCAGCCUUGCCAGUGUGAGGCAGAACGCAACGACUCCCACGCCACAGACUACCGCAUCUGCCACGAGAGGUCGACCGGCUGGCUCAGCUGCACCUCGCGAGAUCGCGACAGCUCAAAGCAGUGUCCCGAGCAGCGGACGCCGCGACAGCCUCCAUGACGAGUACUCAGACCUGCCACCUUCCGCUUUCGAACGACGUCCAACGUACGCCCCUUCUACCGGCAACGGCAACGCUUCAAAAUCCAACGGCGGGGCUCAGCCUAACGUGGCUUCAUCCCUUGGUGGACUGAGUGCCUCUUUUGCUAUGCGAGGACGCGAAUUGCCCACGCAGAUGCAGGACUGGGCGGGAAAGCGUCGAUUGCGGGAGCGAUAUCCAGAGGGCGACCAUUCGGCUCUGCCCUCUGCCGCCAACUCCAAUGCCACCUCUGCUGUCAACUCGAUCGCCGAUUCAGAGGAGGGUGUUUGGCUUGCACAGGCUGGCGCUGCACAAGGAGCUCAAGAAGGGUUCAGGACUAGGGAAAGCAGCACCAAUGCAGAGGUUGAGGCUGAGAUGGAUAACAGAGGUCGGGGACGUCAGCCUUCGCGUCAACGUGGUGGGUCUUCGUCGCGAGAGCUUCGAGAGCCUCGCGUCGCCCCAACUGAGCAGCAAAAACCACAGCAGCAACAGCAGUUCGCCGAGCCAGCCAGAUCGGCUCAGAACGAGAUCCGCGAGGAAGGUCGUCGUGGCCGCACUGGGAAAUUUAGCAUCUUCAACCCGGCAUCUGCAUUGUCUUCUUCCUUACUCACCAAGCGACCUGCGCUCGCUUACAUCGAUGACGGCCGAGACGCGGACGAAAAUACGCCGUCUGUGGGCGGCAAACUCAUCUCGCCUCAUUCUGUCGCUGAGCCUUCUGCUCAAGUGACGCUUCGACCUCGGGACCCACCACCUUCCAAUGCCGAACCUCUAAAGCCAGCCACGCGUAGCACUGCAGCUAGUGGUGAGAACAGCAAGUCUAGUGGUUGUGGUCGCUCAUCCGCCGCUCCGUCGGAUCCUUCCACUUCUGGUAAGGGCCGUGGUCAGGACAGCCCAAGCUCUCGCAAAGCUGACAAGAAAGUUGCUUUUGCCGAGACCGAAGAUCGCGUUGAUCACAAUGUUGCAUCAGACGAGUACGAUGAGGAUGGCGAAGACGAUGACGUUGACGCUUCGGCUCAGCGGAUGAAUGAUGGACCUAGGUCGACUCGCAUCUCUGGUGCAAACCUUGUUCUGGUGGACGAGGCUGCUGAUGCUGUCUUUGAGAUCGACGAGGAGACAGAGGAUGCUGAUGCGGAAGAAGACGGGAACGCGGAUGAGUCUCAGGCUUCUCCCGAAGAUCACGAUCGACACAAGGUGGAGAUGUCUCAGUCUGGUUUGAGGACGGGUGCUUCUGGUCGACCUAGAGGCCAGGCAGAUGACACGCUUCCUGGCUUCGAGGACGAGGCUACGGAGCACUCGACCAACCGAUGCGGACCCAGCUCAGGCUCUCUCUCGGACGACUUCCGCAGCUCGUCGAGCGACGAUGAAGAUGCAGUUCCGCCUGGAUUCGGAGCUGCUUCUUUCAGUGCUCUUGCUGCCAAUCAGAGUGCUAUGCACACGCUCGCAUCUUCGUUGGCUCGAGCUCGAGCUGAUGAUGCUGGCUUCGAUCCUGCUUCGCUGAGGAUGGAUGGCCGCGUUGUUGUGCCUCCGCCUUCAGUGUCAAACAGGGACCUCGAUGCGGAAUCGGAGCCAUUCAUUGUUGGGUCGUUGCGCAGCUCUUCUCGUCGUAUGAGCGUUCAGCAUCCCUCCAGUACGUCUGUACAAAGUCGUCAGGCUGCAGAGACAGCGGACAGCGCAUCCGGCCAAAUUGCUGGUAGCAUCUCUGGCAGUGCUCGUCACCAGAGACCCUCGUCUGGCAACCGCAUCAGCGACAUGUCCAAGGAGGAUGCCGACACCGAAGUGCGCCUCUCAGGCCUUCUUGCUCCCAACGCACCUUCGCAUCGCUCGCUUUGGUCACCGAAAGAAGCAAAAGCCCGCCGAGCGGGCAAGUACAAGUACAAGCUUAACGACGAGGACAAUCUAAAAUGGGACCUAUGGAAGCGCAAGGUCGGCUCCGGCGACACCUCCGACAUAGGUCAAAAUGCAGAAGAUGCCAAAGACAAGGAGAAGUCCCGCUCAACACCAAUGGCCGUCGCUCCACCUACGCAGUACAUCGCCGCAGGCAGUGGUAUUGGUCCACGUCCCUUGCGAGAGGCUACCAUGAUCGACCCCGAUUACUCGACUUCCACUACCAACGCGUUCUCUGCGUUUGACAGGCACUCGGCGGCUAGGACAGCGGCUGCGAUUCCUGUCGCUUCAAUAGGUGGAGUCGAGAUUGGAAACAGAACGUGGGGUUAUGGUUCGUUCAAGGAUGACACGAGUGGGUUCGAGACCGAGCCCAAGACCUCGUUGCCGUACAAAGAGAAGAUGAUGGUUCCUUCGCUGAGGAAGGCUUUGAGGAAGAGCAUCUUUGAGCCCGAACCGCAGAAGAAGCUUGCAACGAUUCCUGAUGCUGAAGAUGCUCCGGCUAGUGUUAGUGUUAGUGCUGGUGCUGGUGCUGGUGCGAGUGCGAGUGCUCAGCCAAUGGUUCGGGAGGCAGCUGCGCCGGUGAAGGAGGCGGAUAUGAAGGGUGCGCUGCCUGGAAGUGUCAUCACUCGAGGAUUCCAUAUGCCUGGUUCCGCAGCAGCUGCACCAAGUGCGGGGUCAGAGACUCCCAAAUCAGCUCUUGCACCUGCUGCAACCACCUCUUCAGUACCUGCAAGGGACACUGGUCUAGGCCCUCCUUCCAUCACCACAUUCAACAAGCCAACCGUUACCCGCAGCAGCGAGCACGCUACUCGAGACGCCUCCGUCGGCCCAUCUCUACCCAACUCUGACACAGCUACACCCACCAGCAUUGGCCGACGCUCACCUCGACCGCCCUACGUCACCCCUCCCCCACCCACAUCUGCUACCACCGUCCUCGAAUCCGACCCCGCCCAAGCCCCCAAACCACUCGAAGUGUUUAAGGUACCAGCCGACCCCUCCUUUCAACUCUACGAAGAAGGCGAAGAACCGGAAACAGACGAAGGAUGGGCCAAAGUUCUUAAAUUCAUGCACGUCGUUGAGCAACUCAAAACCAACAAACGCACCGGUUGGCUACAUCAUCGUGUCCCUGCGCCAGAGAGCAUUGCGGAUCAUAUGUACCGUAUGGCCAUUCUCUCUUUGCUUUGCCCUGCCGAGGCGGAUGUCGAUUUGGGGAAAUGUGUUCAGCUUGCCGUUGUACAUGAUCUUGCUGAAGCGGAAGUGGGGGAUCUUACUCCACUCGAUGGGGUCAACAAACAUGAAAAGAUGCGGAGGGAAAAGGAAGCAAUUCAGUACUUUGUUCACGAUUUGCUCGGAUCUUCUGCUGCAGGCUUGCGGAUCGAAGCGCUGUGGGAAGAAUAUGAAGCGAGGGAGAGUAAGGAGAGUAAAUUGGUGAAGGAUUUGGAUCGGUUCGAGUUGGGACUGCAGGCGAUGGAGUAUGAGAAGAGAUGGGGGAUUGAUGAUUUGCAAGGGUUUUGGGAGGGUAGUGUUCUGCAUAUUUCACAUCCUAGGAUUAGGAGGUGGGCGGAGGAGUUGGUGAAGGAGAGAGAGGGGCUGUGGAGGAGUAGAGGAAGAGAGGAGUAUGUUCAGGCUUUACCUGCGAGGGAGGAGGAUGUGUAA